CUGAGUUACAGAAGGCGGCUGUGAGUGCAAGUUCAGGGUAGAGAGAGUUGCAAUGUCUGUGUAUCGGAACACUAUCUGGUUUUUAAAAGGAAUUCAUGAAUAUACAAGGGGCGGCUAUGAGGCUGCCUCCAAGCACUUUGUGGAGAAGGAUUUGGAUGUUUCGGUAUCGGGAAAGUCCUUCAUGAUCACUGGAGCCAACAGCGGCAUUGGGAAAGCUGCUGCCUAUAUGAUAGCGAAGAAAGGCGGCACUGUACACCUGGUGUGCCGAAACAAAGAAAGAGCAGAGGACGCUAAAGCAGACAUUAUCAAGGAAAGCGGAAAUAAAGAUAUCCAUGUUCACAUUUUGGAUUUGUCAGAGCCAAGAAAAGUCUGGGAGUUUGCUGAAGCUUUCAAGAAAAAGCACAAAUCGCUGAAUGUCUUGAUCAACAAUGCAGGAUGUAUGGUAAAUCAACGUGAAGUUAAUGCAGAGGGGCUUGAAAUGAACUUUGCAUGCAACACUCUGGGUACCUUCAUUCUCACCAAAAGCCUGAUCCCUUUACUGGAAAAAAGCAGUAAUCCUAGAGUGAUUACGGUCUCCUCAGGAGGGAUGCUUGUUCAGAAGCUGCACUUGGAUGACCUGCAGUCUGAACAAGGCCGAUUCAACGGCACCAUGGUCUACGCACAGAACAAGAGGCAACAAGUAGUGAUGACUGAAGAGUGGGCGAAAGUGCACAGCAAUAUUCAUUUCUCUGUAAUGCAUCCUGGAUGGGCAGACACCCCAGCCGUCCAAUCAGCAAUGCCCGACUUCUACCGCUCCAUGAAGGACAAGCUCCGCACUGCAGACCAGGGAGCCGACACCGUGGUGUGGCUGGCCGUGUCUGAGGCCGCCCUGGCUCACCCCAGCGGCCUGUUUUUUCAAGAUCGGAGCCCUGUGCCCACUCACCUGCCUUUGGCCUGGACGAAGACAUCUCCAGAAGACAAACAGAAAUUCAUUAAUAUACUGGAUGACUUGGCAAAGACCUUUCAGCCUCACUAAAAGUCCAGCUGUGCCUGACAUUGGAUGAAAAGUAUUAACAUGUGACCUGUGCAUUAAAAUGAUGUACCUUCGGUGUGACUAUUAGUUGGCUUUGCCCAUGCUGCUCUGCUGCAGGUGCAGAUCUUAUAAAGAUACUAGAUGACACUCGCCUGACGACUAGAGUUUCAGAGCAGGGAUCUUAGUGAUCCAGAGGCUUUGAAAAGCUCGAGGAGGGGGUGUGUGUUUUUUAGUGCCUUUAAAAGACACUCUUGUUCCCCUACGUAAUAAGUUUUACUGCUGAAGACAAAAUUGAUUCAAACCCACUGUCAGUCUAAUUCCUGCUGUUUUCGAAUUUAGUUGAUUUCCCGUGAUAAUAUGAUUUACUAAGGAAUACAGUGAUUUAACUAAAUCUGAUAUCAAGAACUUAACCUUCACUUACAGCCUGUAAUAAAAUAUUACCAAUGGUCCUGCUUUUCAGUUUGUGGGUCCCUGGGUUACCAACAGUAUUAUGCUUAUGUGUUAUUUGCGUGUAUUGAUAUAAAUAAGGUAACACUGUGCGCUUUAAAAGUGGUAACGUUUGAAACUUAAAGCUUUAAGUUGCUUAAUGUUAUAAAGGUAAAUAAUCUGUAAAAUGCCUUACUGAGAGUUCUCAUUUAACACGCAAACAAAAAUUGUAUUAAAGUAUUCAAAUAAACUGAUUUAAAAAUG
Messenger RNA from Lepisosteus oculatus (spotted gar), 1702 nucleotides. It is a transcript of the gene dhrs12la, whose product is annotated as dehydrogenase/reductase 12-like a. The record is from RefSeq and is a predicted model, not a curated record. NCBI's taxonomy places the organism in Eukaryota, Metazoa, Chordata, Actinopteri, Semionotiformes, Lepisosteidae.